Messenger RNA from Seminavis robusta, 1455 nucleotides. The record is from the annotation of a GenBank genome assembly. Lineage: Eukaryota; Bacillariophyta; Bacillariophyceae; Naviculales; Naviculaceae.
AUGAGGAGUGAUUCUAGCAACAAUAGCAACAGCGUGCAAGAUGUCAGGAUGGACAAGGAGAAUCGUAUUCGACAUCUCCUGAAUCGACAAGGAUCUACCUGGCAGUUGCGAGAGAUGGCCUUGACACGCGGAGGUCUCGUCAAUGCGGAACUACGACAACAGAUUUGGCCGCUGCUGGCGGGGCUCGAAGAUGACAAGGUUCCGUCGUGGAUGGAGACAACCGCCCAACUGUUUGAACCCACCACAGAAGUCUACUGCGAAGCCGAGGACCGUGAACGAGAUUUGAUCCGUCGUGACGUGGGUCGCUCAGUACUAUUUCAUCAUUCCUGUCCUAGUCCCAACUCGGUCAUGGCGCCCGAUGAUUCUUCCGUGGCGUUGUCCAUCAAAUCCAACCCCGAAUACACCACUUCCACGCUAGCAUCGGUGUUGACGGCCACCAUUUCCGCUCCACUGGAGGAUGGAGACAAACCUCAUUACUACCAAGGAUUGCACGACAUUGGUGGAGUCUUGUUACACAAUCUCGAUUACAAUGAAAUCUUUUGCACGGCCAUUCUCCGAAAACUCUGCCAGACACAUCUUCGCGACUGUGCCCGAGAAACUUUUAUCGACUUGCAACACUUCCUCAAUGCGUGCCUACUGCCUGUAGUCGGUAUGAUUGAUCCACCCGUCCACGAAACACUACUCCUAUCGGGUGUCCCCUUGUUGUCUACCGUCUUGCCCUGGUUGUUGACAUGGUUCACGCAUUCCAUUCACGACGAACAAGAUUCGAGUCGAUUGGUGGACGCCUUCAUGGCAUCCCAUCCUCUGUUGCCGUUUUAUGUGUCCAUUGCCUUGUUGGUACAUCGCAAACUGCGCAUGGACAUUCUGACGACCGAACUAGAUGACCCCAGUUCCAUGCACUUUUGCAUUCAAAACCUACCCUCCAGAAUCAAGUCCGAUUGGUCGCAUGAAAAUAGUGGAUUGUACUUGUCGACGCAGGAGCUGAUUGAAACGGCACUCUCCAUCAUGAAACAAGUUCCGCCCAAGACGCUGCUCAACCUGGUGAAUGACCCUGGUCUGGCCGAACGAAUGGUCUUGUUGCAGUCCCCUCCGGUCAUCGUUGCUCCUUCUUCUUGCACUGCUGAAACCUGUUCACGCGCCAAAAUGGCCAGCGGAGUGUCCGUCUACAUGGCUACACAACAACCAGAUGUCGUGGGAAAGUGGCUCAGGCCCUUUGGCCCCCCUCCUUGUCCCUUUCCUCCGCCGUCUCCCACGGCACAACCAACUCGGCGCCCCACUACCCAACUGAGAAGGAUUCGCAAUCGAUUACGACAAGUCAGGCGUCUUCUGCCAAAAACCAGGGAAGGAUGGAUCUUCUUUGCCUAUUUUUCAUUUAUCUUCUUGUAUUCUCUGUACGACUUUAUACAUUACUCAUGGGUGCUCUUUGCCACCCGUCUCGCGACUCGGGCCCAUUGA